Messenger RNA from Hippoglossus stenolepis (Pacific halibut), 9668 nucleotides. It is a transcript of the gene sptb, whose product is annotated as spectrin, beta, erythrocytic. Gene Ontology annotation, cellular component: plasma membrane; spectrin; cell projection. NCBI's taxonomy places the organism in Eukaryota, Metazoa, Chordata, Actinopteri, Pleuronectiformes, Pleuronectidae. The transcript has 37 exons. Gene Ontology annotation, biological process: actin cytoskeleton organization. The record is from RefSeq and is a predicted model, not a curated record. Bases 348 to 7421 code for a protein of 2357 amino acids. Gene Ontology annotation, molecular function: phospholipid binding; structural constituent of cytoskeleton; actin filament binding.
GUUAUUUUUAACCGCGCAGGGUGGGUCAGUCGGGAAUGAGCGUGGAGCGCACGGCGGCUCCAGCCUUCCAGCCCCUCGCCCCCCGCGCUGUGGACACCUCGGCCCGCUCUCACCCGGACCCCGGUGCGAUUCCCUGGGAUUAUAAUUGGUUUGUUGGCACGGAGCAGCCGCAGCACAAACACUGCGGGAGACGGGACGACUUCCAGAAGCGAACCACCUCCGGUAUCCCACGUCCAUCCUGACACUUCUUCCCCCCCGCUCAUCUCCCUCGCCACCCAGAGCACCUGAGGACGCCGGCCGCCGACCCCCCCCCGCCUGCCCGCUCGCUCGCCACGCUGGCCACCGCCAUGACUUCCACCACAGACUUUGACAACGCGGAGAUCUCGCAGCAGUACAGCCACAUCAACACCCGCUUUGACCUCCGUGACGAGGAACUAGACAAUGACAACUGCUCGGCCCGGCUGUUCGAGCGCUCACGCAUCAGGGCCCUCGCAGAUGAGCGCGAGGCGGUGCAGAAGAAGACCUUCACUAAAUGGGUCAAUUCCAUCCUGUCCCGGGUCGGCUGUCGCAUCUCCGACCUCUACCUGGACCUGCGGGACGGACGCAUGCUCAUCAAACUGCUGGAGGUGCUGUCCGGUGAACGACUGCCGAAACCCACUAAAGGCCGGAUGCGUAUCCACUGUUUGGAGAACGUGGACAAGGCGCUGCAGUUCCUCAAAGAGCAGAGGGUCCACCUGGAGAACAUGGGUUCCCACGACAUCGUCGACGGCAACCACCGGCUCAUCCUCGGCCUCAUCUGGACCAUCAUCCUGCGCUUCCAGAUCCAGGACAUCGUCGUGGAAACGGGCCAGGCGGACCAGAAGGAGACGCGCUCGGCCAAGGACGCUCUUCUUCUGUGGUGUCAGAUGAAAACUGCAGGAUAUCCCAACGUCAACAUCACAAACUUCACCACCAGCUGGAAAGACGGCAUGGCCUUCAACGCUCUCAUACACAAACACCGGCCCGAUCUGGUGGAGUAUAACAGUCUGAAGAAGUCCAACCCGACCCACAACCUCCACAGCGCCUUCAACGUGGCAGAGCAGAAGCUCGGCGUCCACAAACUGUUAGACCCUGAAGAUGUGUUCACAGAGAACCCAGACGAGAAGUCCAUCAUCACGUACGUCGUGGCAUUCUACCACUACUUCUCCAAGAUGAAGCAGCUCGCCGUCGAGGGCAAGAGAGUUGGAAAGGUUCUGGAUCACGCCAUCGAGACAGAGAGGACGAUUGACAAGUACGAGACGCUGGCGUCGGACCUGCUGACGUGGAUCGAGCAGACCAUCAUCGUUCUGAACAACAGGAAACUCGCCAACUCUCUGACGGGAGUGCAGCAGCAGCUUCAGGCCUUCAACACGUACCGCACCGUCGAGAAGCCGCCCAAGUUCCAGGAGAAGGGAAACCUGGAGGUGCUGCUCUUCACCAUCCAGAGUCGAAUGAGGGCCAACAACCAGAGGGUGUACACGCCCAAAGAGGGAGCCCUGGUGGCGGACAUCAACAGAGCGUGGGAGCGUCUGGAGAAGGCGGAGCACGUUCGGGAGCGCGUCCUCAGAGACGAGCUGAUCAGACAGGAGAAGCUGGAGCAGAUGGCGAGAAGGUUCGACAGGAAGGCGGCCAUGAGGGAGACGUGGCUCCUGGAGAACCAGAGACUCGUGGCUCAGGAUAACUUUGGUUACGAUCUGCCGGCCGUGGAAGCAGCCAAGAAGAAGCACGACGCCAUCGAGACGGACAUUGCGGCGUACGAGGAGCGCGUCCAGGCCCUCAUGGUCAUCUCGAAGGAGCUGGAGUCGGAGCGCUACCACGACGCCAAGCGGAUCGACGCGUGGAAAGACAACAUCCUGCGUCUGUGGGACUACCUGCAGGAGCUGCUGAGGGCUCGUGGCGGGCGGCUGGAUAAGAACCUGACCCUGCAGAGGAUCUUCCAGGAGAUGCUGCACAUCAUCAGCUGGAUGGACGACAUGAAGGCUCGGCUGCUGUCUCCAGACUUCGGGAAACACUUGCUGGAGGUUGAAGACCUGUUACAGAAACAUGCCUUGGUAGAGAAUGACAUCGCCCUGCAGGCAGAGCGGGUGCACAACGCCAGUGCUGCCGCUCUCAAGUUUGCAAAUGGAGAAAGCUACAAGCCAUGUGAUCCCCAGGUGAUCCGGGACAGGGUGCAGCACCUGGACCUGUGCUACCAGGAGCUUUGCGCCCUGGCGGCCCAGCGAAGGGCUCGCCUGGAGCAGUCCCGCCGCUUCUGGUACUUCCUGUGGGAGGUGACGGAGCUGGAGAGCUGGAUCAGGGAGAAGGAGCAAUUAUUCUCAUCCCUGGAUUACGGCAAGGACCUGACGAGCGUGCUGGUGCUGCAGAGCAAACACAACGCCUUCGAGGACGAGCUCGGCGCCCGGCGCGGCAACCUCGAACAGAUCCUCGCCGAGGGAGAGAAUAUGAUCCAGGCCAAGCACUUUGGUUCCCCCAAGGUUCAGGAAUGCAUGGACGACAUCGGGAGGCAGUGGCAGCAGCUGGAGGAGCUGGCGGCGUUCCGGAAGCAGAACCUGCAGGACACUCAGAGGUUCUUCCAGUUUCAAGGAGACGCUGAUGAGCUCAAGGCCUGGCUGCUGGACGCCAAGAGGCAGAUGAGCAUCGACGACGUGGGACACGACGAGUACACCACGCAGCGGCAGCUCAAGAGGCACAAGGACCUGAGGAACGAAGUGAUCAAGAGCGGAGCCACCAUCGACGCUCUAUCAAAACAGGCCAAUGCCCUGCCAGAGGAGCUACUGAACACCCCUGACAUCCAGAGACGUCUCAAAGACAUCAAGGACCUGUUCAUGGAACUCAUGUCUCUGGCUGACCUGAGGCAGAAGAAGCUCGAUGACACCAUGGCCCUGUACACCAUCUUCAGCGAGACGGACGCCUGCGAGAUCUGGAUGGGCCAGAAGGAGACGUGGUUGGUGGGAUUGGAGGUGCCGGAGAAGUUGGAGGAUCUGGAGGUCGUACAGAACAGGUUGAGCAUUCUAGCUCAAGAUAUGGCAAACGUUCAGUCGAGAGUCGAUGACGUCAACAAAGCUGUGAAGCAGCUGGAGGACAGCAGACACCCUCGCACCAAGGAGGUUAAAGAAUGUCAGACACGACUGAAUACGAGGUGGGAGGCCUUCAAGGCCAUGGUGGAGGACAAGAAGAGGAAGGUGGACUCUGCCGUCAGUCUGCACAGCUACAGGCUGGACUGUGACGAGACAGAGGCCUGGAUCAAAGACAAGACGCGGGUGAUCGAGUCCACACAAGACUUGGGCAACGACCUGGCCGCUGUCAUGACCAUCCAGAGGAAACUGUUUGGCAUGGAGAGAGAUUUGGCCGCCAUCAAUGACAAGCUGAUCUUCCUGAGGAAAGAAGCUGACCAGCUGGCCCAGGAUCACCCGGAGAACGCAGCCGACAUCUUGGCCCGCAGAGGAGAACUGGACGACGCCUGGGACGCGCUGAAAAAGACCCUGAAGGACAGGGAGGACUCCUUGGGUGAGGUCAGCAAGUUACAGACCUUCCUCCAGGACAUGGACGACUUCCAGUCCUGGCUCUUCAAGACCCAGAAGGCCGUGGCUUCGGAGGAAAUGCCCGCCACGCUGCCGGAGGCCGAGGAGCAGCUCAGCCUCCACGAUGCGGUGCGCGAGGACAUAAACAACCACGAGGAGGACUACCACCGCGUGAAGGACACCGGUGCGCAGGUCAUGCACGGUCAGGAGGACGACCCUCAGUACCAGCAGCUGGAGCAGAGGCUGAAAGGCAUGGACCAGGGCUGGUACGAGCUGCAGAAGAUGUGGGACAGUCGCAAGAACUUCCUGGACCAGGGUCUGGGCUUCCAGCAGUUCAUGAGAGACGGCAAGGCUGUAGAGGCCAUCCUCAACAACCAGGAGUACACGUUGGCCUACAUCGACAAGCCCGACACGCUGGCCGGCGCAGAGAAAGCGCUGAAGAAGCAUGAGGACUUCCUGAGCACCAUGGAGGCCAACGAGGACAAGAUCGACGGCGCCCUGCAGGGCGGACAGCGGCUGGUGGACAGUAACAACCUGUACUCCGGGAAGGUUCAGGACAAAAUGGUCUCCAUCAUUGACAGGCGCGACAAGAACAAAGGAAGAGCCCAGGAGGUGUCCGAAAAACUCAGAGAUAACCGCGACCUGCAGCACUUCCUGCAAAACACUCAGGAUCUGACUCUGUGGAUCAACGAGAAGAUGCUGACGGCUCAGGACACGUCGUACGACGAGGCCAGGAACCUCCACAGCAAGUGGCUGAAACAUCAGGCCUUCAUGGCCGAGCUGGCCUCCAACAAGGACUGGCUCAACAAAGUGGACCAGGAGGGUCAGGAGCUGAUGGAGUUCAAGCCGGAGUUCGAGCCCAUAGUGACGGAGCAUCUGGCCAAGCUCCACGAGCUGUGGGACAAACUGGAGUCCACCACCCAGGAGAAGGCCCGGCUGCUGUUUGACGCCAACCGCUCCGAGCUGUUCGACCAGAGCCAGGCGGACAUGAAGAAGUGGCUCGGCGAGCUGCAGCAGCAGCUACAGGGCGGAGACGAGGACGUCAGAGACCUGACGAAGGCCAACAUCCUCCUGAAGAAGCACCAGAUGACGGAGAACCAGGUGCGUGACCGGGCGAGGGAGCUGGAGGAGCUCCAGGAGGCGGUCAGCAAACACGGCGGAGGCCGGGAGGACCAGCCGGAGCUGGAGGCCGAGCAACAGGUCCUGCAGAGGGACUUCCAGCAGCUCCUCACGCCGCUGGCGCAGCGCAAGGGCAAGCUGGAGGCCGCCAAGGCCGUCCAUCAGUUCUACAGAGACCUGGCCGACGAGCUGCUCUGGAUCGAGGAGAGGAUGCCCCUGGCAACGUCAGACGAGCACGGGCACAAUCUUCAAACUGUGCAAAUGCUGCAGAAGAAGAACCAGACAUUACAGAGGGAGAUGGAGGGCCACCAGCCUCGCGUGGAUGAAGUGCUCGAGCGGGGACGGAGGAUGGCGGCGGCGGCCAGCGCCGAGGGCAGGCCGGAAGCAGAGCGAAUCACAGUCCAGCUGAAGGAGCUGGAGGAGGCGUGGGACCGCCUGCAGGACGAGAUGGCGAAGCGGCGGGAGAGGCUGAACGGCUCCAACUCGGCCCAGCAGUACUACAACGACGCGGACGAGGCCGAAGCCUGGAUCGGGGAACAGGAGCUUUACAUGAUCGCAGAUGAAAAGGCCAAGGAUGAGCAAAGUGCCAUGCUGACGCUGAAGCGCCACAUGCUCCUGAAGCAGGCGGUGGAUGACUACGCUGACUCCAUUAAGAAGCUGAAUGGCCGUGCCCAGAAGAUGUUUGCAGAGGACCAUCCUGACGGCGACGGCAUCAUCAGGCGACAGGGCCGGGUGGAUAAGCAGUACGCCGGGCUGAGGGAGCUGGCGGAGGACCGCGGCAGGAAGCUGGAUCACGCCUACCACCACUUCCUGCUGAGCCGAGAGGUGGAGGACCUGGAGCACUGGAUCGCAGAGAGAGACGUGGUGGCCUCUUCUCAGGAGAUGGGCCAGGACCUGGAUCACGUCUCGAUUCUGAGGGAUAAGUUCAGAGAAUUCGCGCGGGAGACGGGGAUGGUGGGACAGGAGCGGGUGGACAUGGUCAACCUGACGAUAGACGAGCUGAUCGAAGCCGGUCACGUCGAGGCGGCCGCCAUGGCCGAGUGGAAGGACACCAUCAACGACAGCUGGGCGGAUCUGCUGGAGCUCAUCGACACUCGUGCUCAGCUCCUCACGGCGUCUUAUGAACUGUUGAAGUACUUUGACGACGGGAAGGAGUUGGUGGCUCAGAUCCACGAGAAGCAGAAGGAGCUGCCUGAGGACGUGGGAGAGGACUUCAGCAAAGCCGAGUCCUUCCACAGGAUGCACGCCGCCUUUGAGAGAGACAUCACCGCGCUGGGCAAACAGGUUCAACAGUUCCAGGAGACGGCCGGGAGGCUUCACGCCCAGUAUGCAGGGAACAGGGCGGACGCCAUCCAGGCCACAGAGCGAGAGGUGGUGGAGGCGUGGAAGGGUCUGCUGGACGCCUGCGACGGCCGCAGGGCGCAGCUGGUGGAGACGGCUGAGAAGUUCCGCUUUUUCACCAUGGUGCGAGACCUGAUGGCCUGGAUGGAGAGCACCAUCCAGCAGAUAGAGACUCAGGAGAAACCCCGGGACGUCUCAUCCGUGGAGCUCCUGCAGAAGUACCACCAGGGGAUCCGCUCGGAGAUCGAAGCCAGGGGAGCCAACUUCACCGACUGCAUGGACCUCGGCAAGGCCCUGCUGACACGGAAGCACCGAGACUCUGCAGAGAUCAAAGAGAAGCUGGUGCAGCUGAUGGAGAAACGGAAGGAGAUGAUGUUCAAGUGGGACGACAGAUGGGACUGGCUCCGACUCUUGCUGGAGGUGUGUCAGUUUGCCCGGGACGCCUCGGUGGCGGAGGCCUGGCUGAUCGCUCAGGAGCCGUACGUGACCAGCAGGGACCUGGGCCACACGGUGGACGAGGUGGAGAAGCUCCUCAAGAGGCACGAGGCCUUCGAGAAAUCCACCGCCACGUGGGAGGAGCGCUUCUGCGCCCUGGAGCGCCUCACUACGCUGGAGCUGUUGGAGCUGAGGACGCAGCAGCAGGAGAUGGAGCAGUUCAUUAAAGACGAACAGCGCUCAGAUAAGGACAGCAGGAGAGAAGACACAGGCUUUGUAGAAGAAUCUUCACAGAUCUACACCGUGGAGGAACAAACUCUGUCCGGUUCCGGUGCCGUCGAGCCCAGUUCUCAAGCGCCGGAGGAGACGGCCGAUGACACUACGGUCCCGAUGGUGUCAGAGAUGAGAGAGAGCGGCUCUCUGGAGCUGGAGUCCUCCGUGUCGGUGGUGAUGCCGAAGGAACCGGAGAGGGCUGCCACGAUGCCCGUGGAGCCCCUGAGAGGCCAGGCCGUGCUGCAGGAGGGCCUGCUGGGCCGCAAACAGGACGUCGAGGGCUCCGGGAAGAAAGCUUCCAACAGGUCAUGGAACAACUUGUACUGUGUGCUGAAGCCUGGUCACCUCUCAAGCUAUAAGGACGCCAAAAGCUUCGGGCACGGAGUGACGUAUCACGGCGAGGACCCCCUGUCCCUCAGCAACGCCACCUGGGAGAUCCUCGGCAACUACAAGAAGAAGAAGCACGUCGCCAAACUACAUCUUGGUGAUGGCAGUGAAUAUCUGUUCCAGUGUAAAGACGAGGAGGAGCUCCAGCGCUGGAGCCAGGCCAUGGAGAAGGCCAUUCAGCCCCUGGCAGCAGAGGAGGCGUCAGGGCCCUCGGGGGCCAAAGCCCACAGCCUGCCCCAUCCCUCCUCCUCCGCUGCCCUCCCUGAGCCCGGCUCUGCCAAGAAAGACAAGGAGAAGAAGUUCAGGCACUUUGCCAAGAAGAAGUGAGACGGAGAUUGGAGGGGAGGGAGGGGGAGGGAGGUGGGGUUGGUUGCCGAGGCAACCUGGAAAGAGAAAGUAGUAUUCGUGUACAAUCAGUCAGAGCAAGCUUUUUGUCACUAGACUUUUUUAAAAUAUUAUUUUGCGAGCAUAUUGUAGCUGAGUUUGAAGGCGUCACUCUUUUUGCCUGUAUUUAAAUAUCCACUUUUUUUCUCCUUUGUGUUCUUUAUAACAAAUACCAAAUUCAAAGCAUUAAAUUAAAGCACAGGAACGCUCCUUCCACACUCAACCAAAGAACGUUUGUAAAACUUUUGUUGUGUUACUUCUGCUGCAGGUUCUCUUUGGUUCUUGUUUCAGCGAGGCAUGCUCUGAUCCAGCCGUGUACGAUACGAAGGCCUGUAAUGAACGCAGGGUGACCCGAGUACCGGAGCGUACUUUAAUUAAUCUGCCUUAUAAAAUGGUUGUGAACUGUAAUACUGUGCUGUUUGAAUUUGGAGCGCUGAACGCUACUCAUAGAAUCAGAGGGAAGUUAGCGGGCUUUUGUAAAAGCGGUGUAAAGACUUGGUGAUGAGCAAACUGUGGUGCUGCACAGUGCACACACACACACACACACACACACCGAGUGUUAUUGCACGUAUGCAAACUAAACGCUCUAUGCACUGUGAAGGGUUUGACUGUUGAGAUUUCAGGAUGACAACAUACGAGCAGUCACGUGACACCACAAGCUGUUAGUCUUGAAUAUAGAUGAUAUUCUGAACUAAACCUGUGGCUGUAGUUAUUUCUGUGAACUUGAAAUAUAUUCAACACUCGUGUAUGGAACCCUGAAUUUCAUAUCUAUCCAAUAACAUAUAUACAGUAUCUAUAUAUCUACAGAUGCAUGAGGUAUGUUUUAGUUUGAUAUGGUGCUAUUGUGAUAUUCUAGAACUUUCAAUCAAGACCAACCUGACCCACUGUCUCAGAGAAACAGGUCUUAUUUUGAAAAGUCGGGCUUCAAAAUGAGCAGAAAAGCUGGAACCUGGAUUCAUCUCUUUCCUAAAGUCAAGUCCAGUUUUUCGGCACGGCUUAAAAACACCGGAGCACUGAUCACAUCUCUUCACGAGAAAGAAAUCAGGGGGGGGGGUCGUGGGCGUGUGUAAACCAAAUGGCAAAUAGACUGUGGACACACAUGAGUAAAUGGAAUAUUGGAGAGUGAAAUAUUAACAAACUGCCAUAAACGCAACAGAAGUGAGAAAAAAAAAUGAUUGUGCAUGUGUUGAUAAGAACAACUUGAAAUCAGAGUAAUUUUUGAGGUGGGGGGGGUAAGUUUCCAUAAUUCCCACCAAAGUCCAGGACAAGUUGUGGGUCAUGUGACUCUCGACUGCAACAGGACCAGGCAUUAGCAGCUUGGAGCUGAAGUGUCUUUACUCUGAAUGUAAAGGGAGGAAAUACUAAGGGACGUGAUAAUUGGGUACAUGUAGGAGUAUAAUGCAAUAAAGCCAUAAUAGAAUAACACAUUUAUUCAAUAUAUGCAUACAGGGGAUAUAGAUUAUGUACAGUGUAUGGAACUGCAUUUAUAAAUGUUCAUUUGUUUCUAGGAUAGUCUCUCUCUCUCACACACACACACACACACUUCACCACUGCCGUCUUGCCUUCGACUGUGGGCUCCGUCCCUGAACUAUGAUCUAUCUCAAGCGACCUCAUUAAAAUGAUGGAAGUUGGGUGGAGAGAGAUUAACAAAGGCUGUUCGGCUCGAGAGUUUUCCAGGAAACAUGUAAUGAUCUCUCUCUCUGGCUUAUUUACAUUUUCACCCAGAGGAACAAAAAUAGCUGUUAAAUCCGUCUUCUCGUGGCCGUCACACACACACACACACACACACGGGGAAUACAGAUGUUUCCAUGUGCAGAUGGCCAUUAGAACAAUGCGCCUGUGCUAACAGUGCCGGUAAUUGGAGUUUUUCUGUUUAAAAAAAGGAAAAUGCACCUUUAAAUGGUUUUGGGGGGAACUUGCAUCACAUGUAUUCAGUCUUGUUUUUCUUGGUCACUAUAUCUGGUGGAAUCUCAGACUCUUGACACCUUCUUCUCUGACACCUCCUUCCACUUUCUUUACUCCUCCUCCUCCUCUUCUUCUUCUUCCCUACCUGCCUCUUCUCUUCGGUGGUUUUUAAUCUGCAUUUUGUACUCUCUAGCUAUGUAAAAUACCCAACAACUGUUGACAGGAAAUAUCUAAUAUCUUUAAACCUUUUGAGAGAAUAAAGUUUAAAAUAAACUCCUGAAACUA